Molecule: messenger RNA, 1192 nt
Organism: Marchantia polymorpha subsp. ruderalis
Lineage: Eukaryota; Viridiplantae; Streptophyta; Marchantiopsida; Marchantiales; Marchantiaceae
Source: the annotation of a GenBank genome assembly
ACACUCAUCACGCGUCGGUUCACGUUUCCUGUACUGUCAAAAGCUUACUCGUCCAGAUUCCUCCUCGUUCUCAGUAUAUGAACCCAUCAGGUGUCGUAUCAUUCAUUCAUUCAUUCAAUCAUCAAGUGUUCACUCUUCGAAGCCUCGACCGUGUACUGACUGCUGUGUCCCUCCUGCCCGAAGUCCAGUCCACAACAUGGAGCCCACAACAAAACUGAAGACAUCCUACGUCGUGUUCGUCCUUAUUGUGAUGAUGCUGCUGAGGCUCACUGUGGGGACCCAUGCAGAUCCACAGGAGCAAAAGGGCGCUGAUAAUGUUGAGAAUACUGAGUAUCUGCGGCUGCACCCAUUGACUGGUGCAUUAGAGCAGCCAUUGCAUUCUUCUCCGAGCUCCGCAUCAGCACUGACUUCCAGACUACUCGAAUCCCAGAAGCUAACUACGACUGGGCCACAUAUGCCUCCCCUCCGAACACUGACAGAGGAGUCCGUGUCGGAGGAGCCGAUCGUAGUGCAAACCUCGGAAGGAGCGCGCAGUCAGCUGGUCAAUCUGUCGACCACCCUGGACUGCGAUGCCCUGGACCUGUCGAACGUGAAUCUGUUGACCCUGCUGACAUCCUGCUCCUCCUCGCUGAUAGACGAAGCAAUCAGCACCGACUGCUGCACGGAACUGGUGAAAAUCGAGAAAGAUUUUACAACAUGCUUCUGCUCCGUGAUCUCCACUCUUCUGGGCUCGUCUCUCGAAGACUUGGCCAUUCCGACGCUCAUCAGCGGCUGCACGGACCUCAGCUAUCCAUGCGCUUGAUGCAUCAGAGGCACCGGCAACUUAAUUGGCGACUGGCCUUCUUUGCGGCGUGCAUGCUGUGGAUGCACUCAACUGAGGCUAGAAUCCGAUUUUCUACAUACAUACUUAAAUACAAGUUCAGGCCCGAAGUAUGAACCGUCGUCUGAUAGACCACAUGACAUUGCCAUACCACUCUUUAGUGAGCUCCGAGGAUCGGAAAUUAGAAGUCCAGGGAGACGCACGUAGCCUACGCUCGUCUGUUUCGUGGGCUUGCGUUUAGACUGGCCUUAUACAGUCCGUCACCAGGAGGGAGCAUUAGAAUGAUAUGGACAUGGAUUGUGCUCGAGUGUGAGAUGUAACACCCUUGAAAUGUAACCAGCUGGACUCCUAAUGAACUUAUGUCCGUGUCAG